Molecule: messenger RNA, 1293 nt
Organism: Drosophila busckii
Lineage: Eukaryota; Metazoa; Arthropoda; Insecta; Diptera; Drosophilidae
Exons: 3
Coding region: 73-1260 (395 amino acids)
Molecular function (GO): protein binding
Source: RefSeq, a predicted model, not a curated record
AGGCAGACGGUCACACUUUAAAUUAUAUCAGCUGUUAAUUGUGUUUAUAUAUUGGAUUUCUUUAAUUAAAAUAUGGUUCUAAAAAUUACUGAUCUGAACGAUGAUUGUAUUGCCUGCAUCCUCAAGCAAGUGCCGCAGGAUAGCCACUUGAGCUUUUCACAAACAUGUAAACGCUUUCGGAAAAUUUAUUUAGACUAUGCGGCAGUGCUAUACAAAAGUCUGGAUUUGAGAAAUACCACUGAAACUAAUUUUAAAGCAGAAAUGUUUUUACUUAGCCAAGUUUAUAAGCAUGUAAAGUGUCUGUUUGUGAAUUUAAGCAGAAAAAAGGCAGAUGAACAAGCUUUGGAACAAAUCACAAAAAUUCUGCCAAAUAUGCCUCGACUAGAAAAUCUUAUAUUGAGCACAAGAGAAGAUGAGCCCAGCACCACAUUUGCAUGUCUUUGUGAUAUACUGAUUAAACUGCCAAGGAUAAAAGGGAUACUAACACUAGAAGACAAUUGCAUCGUGAGUGGCUUGUAUCACUUUCGGCAAUACAAUGACUUCCUGACAGAAGUAAACGAAAGCCGAGGGCCGCUUAUUGAGUUCCACGAUAACGGCACCAAGUUGCGUGUGCUAACAUUUGGUGACAACUCGCUUCACAAACUUUACAGCAACGCUGUACGUUACUUAGGUAGCGUCAAGGAGCUCAAUAUACAUAUGACAACAAAAGCAACGGAGUAUGCACCACUUGCUCAAGUGCCACAGCUCAAGGAAUUAAGAAUCUCUUCUGCAGUGGAUAACGAUAAUGGCAGCCUCAUGCCGUUAAUCUCUGCAAUACAUGCCAAUCAUUCACAGCAGUUAAUAAGUCUGUCCAUAAUUGGGCCAAGACUAAACUAUGAAGAGACGAAACUGAUAGCGAGCAUGAAAGCUUUAGUACACUUGGAAUGCGACUACAAGGAGUCACGUUGCUUAGAAUUGUUAACUGAAUUAACACACAUAAAAGGGCUCUUCCUUGAUGUAACUACAAAUGAGAAGCAGAUAUUUGAUGAGCUUGUCCUAAACCUAUUGCAGCAUUGUCGCAAUUUGUGUGUGUUUGAUGUAAGCUCAAUACAAUUAAGCGGCCGUUUUCUCAACGAAGCUUACCAAUUGCUAAAAGCAAUACGGGAUCCGAGUAAACAAAAACCAUUAAGGUUUUUUUAUAGCAAUGGAGUAUUUGAAGACACUGCAAUGGAUUACAGAGACUAUGUGAUUCCACGUUUUAUAUCAAGGAAUGAAUUAUGAUUCUGUUAGUACUACCACUAAGCAUACUUAGUG